Messenger RNA from Monopterus albus (swamp eel), 5524 nucleotides. It is a transcript of the gene slc20a2, whose product is annotated as solute carrier family 20 member 2. Gene Ontology annotation, molecular function: phosphate transmembrane transporter activity. Gene Ontology annotation, cellular component: membrane. Lineage: Eukaryota; Metazoa; Chordata; Actinopteri; Synbranchiformes; Synbranchidae. Gene Ontology annotation, biological process: phosphate ion transmembrane transport. The coding region runs from base 743 to 2779 and encodes 678 amino acids. The transcript is spliced from 12 exons. The record is from RefSeq and is a predicted model, not a curated record.
UCAUGCCCUCAGUGGAUUGACCACUAGGACUCUCUCUCCCUCUCCUUCCCUGUCUUCCCCCUCCUUCAUCCUAAAGCUGUCAUCCUGGGCAGAGUUGAGACGACGGUUCAGUCCCUAAACGCCCGGAUGAGAGCAGCAGGCGACAUUCUGGGCAACAUGGUCGCCUGAGUCGGUCGAGUCGAGGGCAACCAUCCUGGGGGACGACAGACACUGCUGGAAUCUCUGACAUUUUCGACGCAACCCACGGAGAACGUUUCUUGGAAAAGCCAGGCAGAGACAGAGGCGUGGAGGCGAAGAGGAGCGCACAUUCCCCUCUUGUGGUGUCCUAUUUCAUUUAAAAAUUACAAACAAGGAAACCUACACACAGUGCACAUACAGGCGGUUGGAAAGAAUAACAGGAACACCCUGCAAAGUAAUUCAGCAGUGAUGGAGGAAGUAUCCAGGUCAGCUGCAAAAGUGAAGGAACGUGCAGACAGGCUGUCUCACACUAAACUAUGGAAUGCUUCCUGCACCCACCAUCACUAGUCUCCAAUCUUUGGACUGAGAUCCAAACGUUCAGUUAGCAACUGUGCUUCUCCCCUUGAACUCUUUACAACCAGGGGACGAAGAAUAGGAGUGGGCUUUCAAAGUCCUCUGCUACAACGUACAGAGGCACUUCUGUUUUUUGAUUGUUAAAACUAGUUUUUUGUUUUGUUUUUGUUUUUCUCCUCUUGGAUUUUUUUCCUGGUGAACUCGUAUCAAGAUGGAUAUGGAACCUUACCUGUGGAUGGUGGUCAUUGGCUUCAUCGUUGCCUUCAUCUUGGCCUUUUCAGUAGGCGCCAAUGAUGUGGCCAAUUCAUUUGGCACAGCAGUGGGGUCUGGUGUGGUCACACUGAAGCAGGCCUGUAUCCUGGCCUCUAUCUUCGAGACGCUGGGCUCAGUGCUGCUGGGGGCAAAAGUGGGUGAGACGAUUCGGAAGGGCAUCAUAGAUGUCAGCCUGUACAAUGACACGGUUCCUGUGCUCAUGGCAGGGGAGGUCAGCGCCAUGGUCGGCUCAGCUGUCUGGCAGCUCAUUGCCUCCUUCCUCAAACUGCCCAUCUCUGGGACCCACUGCAUUGUUGGAGCCACCAUCGGCUUCUCCAUGGUGGCCAUCGGCACCAAGGGCGUACAGUGGAUGCAGCUUGUCAAGAUUGUGGCAUCAUGGUUCAUCUCCCCCUUGCUCUCAGGACUCAUGUCAGGACUGCUUUUUAUGCUAAUCAAACACUUGAUCCUCAACAAGGAUGACUCUGUCCCUAACGGCCUGCGAGCGCUGCCCCUGUUCUAUGCCACCACCAUCGGGAUCAACACAUUCUCCAUCAUGUACACUGGAGCCCCAUUGCUUGGAUUAGAGAUGCUACCAGUGUGGGCCAUAUUUCUCAUAACAUUAGCCGGAUCCCUGGUCUGUGCAGCUGUGGUCUGGCUAGUCAUCUGUCCUUGGAUGAGGAGGAAAAUAGCAAGUCGUUUAAAGAAGGAGCAGGCUCUGUCCAGGAUUUCUUCUGAGAGCCUGGACAAGAUACCUGAAGAGGAGGAAGAGAGCCCCGUCUUUAAGGAGCUACCCGGGGCCAAGGGCACAGAUGAGGCAGUGGUGCCGCUGACUGGGGGCAGCAGUGAACGGGGCACUCGUGACUCCGGUGGAGAGCUCACGAGCCUGGCUAAUGGAGGCACUGUCCUGCCAAAUGGCCGGGUGUAUGGUCGCACCCACUCGAUGACCAACGGCUGCCUCAAGUCACCCAUCAUAAAUGGCAGCUUCAGCUUUGAUGGCCACAUGCGCAGUGAUGGCCAGGUGUAUCACACAGUACACAAAGACUCAGGUCUGUAUAAAGACCUGCUUCACAAAAUCCACGUAGGCCGUGUAGAUGAUGGCGAGCGCACAGGCUCCCAUGCUGGCCCCCCUGACAACAAUUAUCGCCUGCUGCGUCGCAACAACAGCUACACCUGCUACACAGCGGCGAUAUGUGGCAUGCCCGUCCAGCCACUCAUACGCACUGAGUCUCGUGAUGACAAUGAAAAGCUGGUAGGUGAAGGAGGCGGCAGGAGCAACAGCGUCUCCUUCUCCAAGAAGAGGAUACGCUAUGAUAGCUACUCUUCAUACUGUAACGCUGUGGCCGAGGCCGAGAUUGAGGCAGAGGAGGAUGGAGUAGAGAUGAAGCUGGCCACAGAGUUGGAGGGGGAAGGAGAAGGCGCUCCAGCUCCAGUGCCUCUGGAUGAUUUGGUCGAGGAGGAUCGCGAGGACAAGGAUAAGCCUGAGGUAUUCCUGCUUUUCCACUUCCUGCAGAUCCUCACCGCCUGUUUCGGCUCCUUCGCCCAUGGAGGCAACGAUGUCAGCAAUGCCAUCGGGCCCCUAGUGGCGCUGUGGAUGAUCUAUGAGCAGGGCGGUGUGAUGCAAGAUGCCACCACUCCCAUCUGGCUGCUGUUAUACGGAGGUGUAGGCAUCUGUGCUGGCCUGUGGGUGUGGGGCCGUCGUGUCAUCCAGACCAUGGGCAAGGACCUGACUCCUAUCACGCCCUCGAGUGGAUUCACUAUUGAACUGGCUUCCGCACUCACAGUCGUGUUGGCUUCCAAUAUCGGAAUCCCUGUCAGUACCACACACUGCAAGGUGGGCUCAGUCGUGGCUGUGGGAUGGAUCCGCUCCCAGAAAGCGGUGGACUGGCACCUCUUCAGGAACAUCUUCCUGGCGUGGUUCGUCACUGUGCCCGUGGCCGGCCUGUUCAGCGCCGCCGUCAUGGCCCUGUUCGUCUACGGCAUCCUGCCCUUCGUCUGAGCGAGAACGGCUGGGAGGGAGAACUGAGGAGAAAGGAGAGUGGGGAAAACGGGGGUAAAAAUCAUAACUCAAGUGUUAAAUGAACAGAGGAAAAAAGGCAAAGGUGAUAGGGAAGAAACAGGUGGGAGGGAGGUGCAGAGGUUUACAGAUGGAUGUGGGUGCCCUGUUGAUGUGAGGAGGGUUGGUUCACAUGCUGCUUGGCUCCGUAGUCCAGAAAUCUUUUUUGACUCUUCUGAGUUUCUGAUCAGUUUUUAUUCAUUCUCUUUUUGGUUGCAUAAGAAAGUGGGUACAACUGAUGACUUCACUAUAUCGUUCAGUCUGUACCUAAGCUAAUAGUAGGGAGAUUUCCAGUAACUUUUAACAAGACUUGUGCUUAUUUAAAACCAGUGGCUGUUAUUUUGUCUCUUCAUUGAAUUUUAUUUUUUGAAAAUAUAGAAAGCAUAUGACUAAAAACAAUCUGCGCGUUAAUUCUGCGCUCCUAAACUGACAAACCUGCCUGCAGUAAAACAAUAUCCUUCUGCCUGGAAUCCCAGGUAGUAUGGUCGAUUAAGUGCUUAUUAUUAUUUUUCCAAUAUGCCUGGAAAAAAAAACUGUACAUAUCGAUAUAUCAGAUUGAGUGUGAUUUGUUUUAUUGCAGCUUGCGUUAAAGCAAAAGAAAAAAAAAUAGCAGAAAAGAUGUGCGUGUGGUCAACCAACCCAUUCAUCUCACUUUUAACUAGCCAGGUACAACUUGGGCCAGACAGAAAGGACACCUCAACGAGGGCCGGUAGGAUUGUCACUCUGCUCUUUUAUUUUCUACAUCAUACCAUAGAAACCUGAUUAGCAAAAGAGAUGAUUUUUCUCAAAAGCUCCUGUACAUUUUUAGAGAUUGAUCUCAUAUUUUUGAUGUAUUGUACUGUAAUUUGUAGUGUAAAUACUGUCCUUAAAGAGUUUGGGGGCGGGUUAUGGGUCAUUGUUUAUAAUGUGAUUUUAAUGUUGUCAACUCAUGCAGUAUGUUUCAUCCCAGAGGCUCACAUUAUCGACACACACUUGGGAAGUUUCGGUUUUGGCAGAAGUAUAUUGAUGAGAAAACAGUAUUUAUAGUGUUGAAUCAAACCUGUUCACAAUAGGGAAACUGGAAAUACUUCAUUCCUUUAGAUUUUUAUUGCAUCAGUAAUUGCCGCAGUAUUAACAGUAAAUUAUUUAGUUGAGGGUGUUGAGCCCCAUGCCAAAGUAAUGUCAUCACCAUUUCAACAUGAAAUGAUGAGGUUCAGGUGCAGCAGAAGCUAAAACACUAAACACAAAAGAAUCAUAAGAUCUUAACAUGUUCACAUAUUUUCAUCCUGUAUUCCCUUGUUCUCAUACUUUGAACUUAGUUACUGGAGUCAUUUCCUCAUUUCAAUGCUCCCUACCAAUGAUGGACUUGUACACUCUCCGUGUUCAGGUCAUUGCAGAGCUCCCGCCCUGUUCUUAUCAUUUCAGUAACCCUGAACCUCAUUCUCCUCACACAAAUCUGUGGUAUCUCUCUCAAGAUGCCUCCAAAAGUUAAGGCCUUGUCAUGUCAUAUUAUGUGUCAUAUCAAACACUAACGCGUCAAAGUGUCGUAUUAUAACUGAGCCCGUUAUGCAGAGGUGGGGGACGGCCGCACGUGUAGCUCCUCACAGUGGCCUCAUGUCGUUUGAAGUGUAGAAACAUCAUCUAUCCCGUGUUUCAAUUGAAACACUAAAGGUUAGCCUGAUAUCACAAGGUCAAGUUGAGGGCUAAAUCAAAGUCUAGUGUUGGAGGCUGCUCAUGUCACAAAAAUAUCACGACUUUGGUCCUAGGAUCAUUUUGUUUGACUAGGACGGCAUCUGUGGAGGCUUGUACUGAUGAUCACCAGCUUUUUAACAGGAUCACCUGACCUGUAGAUGAACAAACUAAAGCUUUUUUAUUAGAACAAAUUCAAUGCCAGGAGUUAGGAUUCUUUUUUCUUUUUUUUUUCUUGUUAUUGUGGUGUGUUUUUCAAAUUUUUUCUCAAACAAAUCUAUGCUUAAGUAGUCAGUUGCCUUGUAAUAUUUUUACUUUGUGCAGAUACAGUAAAAUAAUUAAGUACUGUGGUGUUUACAUUGAACUAUAUUGUAGAAUACCUGGAAAAAAACAGUUGCCUAAUGAUGCCAAUGAAAGAAACUGUUAACCAUAAAUUUUUAAGUGCAAGUACAAAAACAAAGUAGAGAGCGAGAGGGCACGAGUGAGAGCAAGUGUAUGUGCGAUGACUUGAUUUUCGUUUUAUUUGUAGUAUUAGUAGUAGUUCUACUCAUCAGCCCUGUCACUUUACACUGCUACUACGAUGCAUUAACACUACAUGUAUGGGUGCAGUUCAGUAAUGAAGAUGAGAACUAGAGAAAUUUCAUUGACUAUAUAUUUUUCUACCAUAUCUGAGUUUUAACCUGGGUGAGCUUCCAGACCCUUUGGGAGAUUCAUCUCGGGUUUGAUGGGGAAGUUGGUAAACGGGGACUAGUUGUUCUAAGAUCACAGUGACACUGAGAUGGUCUUGUUACAGGGCGUCUCACUGUGCCAAUGCCAUGUGCUACACUUCCUCAGAGCCUGUGUCCUUCUAACAUGUAUACUAACGUGUCAGUUGCCAGUAGAUCAGAUUUUUAAAUUACCAUUUUUAUUUUUGAAUUGUAGAUGAAAACACUUUGUAAUUUUGUUUCCCUACUGCUUUGAUCAUGAGCUGUGGGAGCAGGACGGCAUCUUGUUAAAACCAGGAUGAGUACUGACUGAAGG